Molecule: messenger RNA, 1604 nt
Organism: Gossypium raimondii (Peruvian cotton)
Lineage: Eukaryota; Viridiplantae; Streptophyta; Magnoliopsida; Malvales; Malvaceae
Product: UDP-glycosyltransferase 89A2
Exons: 1
Coding region: 142-1539 (465 amino acids)
Molecular function (GO): UDP-glycosyltransferase activity
Source: RefSeq, a predicted model, not a curated record
CGUAUUCCAAAAAAAAAAAAAAAAAAAGACCAGUCAACCUGUUAGUAGGCUUUACAUAUCCUACUUUACAACAAUACCAAUUCAUUCAUCUUUCUAAACAAGCUUUCCUCUCUUUCAAGUGUCGACCAUCAACCGACCAACAUGUUCGCCACCGCCGCCGCCACCGCUUCUCACCCUCACAUCUUAGUGUUCCCAUACCCAGCACAAGGCCACAUGCUUCCCCUCCUAGACCUCACCCACCAACUUGCCCUUAGAGGCCUAACCAUCACCAUCUUAGUCACCCCUAAAAGCCUCCCUUUCCUUUCACCUCUCCUCUCUACUCACCCUUCUUCCAUUACACCCCUCGUUUUCCCUUUCCCUUCUCACCCUCUCAUCCCACAAGGCGUUGAGCAUGUUAAAGACCUUGGCAACAGUGGGAACCUCCCUAUAAUGGCCGCUUUAGGCAAGCUUCAUGACCCUUUACUCAACUGGUUCAACUCUCAGUCUAAUCCACCAGUUGCCAUCAUUUCCGAUUUCUUCCUCGGUUGGACUCAACGACUCGCGACUCAGUUACAAAUACCCAGACUCACUUUCUUCGCUUCAGGUGCGUUUGUGGUCUCUCUAUGUGAUUAUAUGUGGUCCAACAUUGAAAAACUGAAGUCUUUGAGUGAAAUAAAGCUUAGUCAUUUACCUGGUUCUCCUGUUUUCAAGCCAGAAAAUUUCCCAUCCUUGUUUAAACACUAUAAACAAUCAGACCCUGAUUGCGAGUUUGUUAAGGAUGGGAUUUUAGCAAAUACAAAGAGUUGGGGCUGUGUUUUGAAUUCAUUUGAUGCUUUGGAAACUGAAUAUAUUCAAUGGUUGAAGACAUACGUAGGUCAUAAUCGUGUUUAUAGUGUUGGACCAGUGAGUUUGAUAGGCAAUCGGGGAGAUUCGGAUCCGAGUUCGGGUUCGGACGGGGUCAUGACUUGGCUUGAUCAAUGCCCUGAUGGUUCCGUUGUUUAUGUUUGUUUUGGGAGUCAAAAGCUUUUGAGGAAAGAACAAGUGGAAGCUUUAGCUAAUGGGCUAGAAAAGAGUGGUACACGUUUUAUUUGGGUGGUGAAACCGGGUACGACCAAUGGGUUCGGAGAUGUACCCGAUGGGUUCGAGGAACGGGUUGCGGGUCAGGGUUUGGUUAUAAAAGGAUGGGCACCACAGUUGUUGAUAUUGAACCAUAAGGCAGUGGGUGGGUUUUUGAGUCAUUGUGGGUGGAACUCAGUUUUGGAAGGGAUAGUGGGUGGAGUUAUGAUAUUGGCUUGGCCUAUGGAGGCUGACCAAUUUGUGAAUGCCAAGCUUUUGGUUGAUGAAAUAGGUGUGGCUGUUAGGGUGUGUGAGGGUGCUGACUCGGUUCCUAACUCGGAUGAAUUGGGUCGAGCCGUUGCUGAGGCAAUGACCGAGGGUGGAGGAAUGAAGACCAAGGCGAAAGAUCUCAAACAAAAAGCUUUGGCAGCAGUGAGCCAUGGGGAAAGCUCCAUGAAAGAUUUGGAUAGAGUUGUGGAAGAAUUGGGUCAACUUAGAGGGUGAUAAGUCUUUUAUAUCAAUGUUUUUAAAUUAUUAUUUUAAAAAGUUAUAAAAUAGUUAUUUAGACA